Molecule: messenger RNA, 1359 nt
Organism: Didymosphaeria variabile
Lineage: Eukaryota; Fungi; Ascomycota; Dothideomycetes; Pleosporales; Didymosphaeriaceae
Exons: 7
Coding region: 1-1359 (452 amino acids)
Biological process (GO): carbohydrate metabolic process
Molecular function (GO): hydrolase activity, hydrolyzing O-glycosyl compounds
Source: RefSeq, a predicted model, not a curated record
AUGUAUCGACUUCUUACUGCCGCGUCAACUCUUCUCGCUGUGGCUCAGGGCCAACUGGUGGGAACCCAGCAAACGGAGACUCACCCUGGAAUGACAUGGCAGCAAUGCACGGCGAAGGGUAGCUGUACUACAAAGAAUGGCAAGGUUGUCAUUGACGCUAACUGGCGUUGGCUUCACGCAAAGACCGGCUACGACAACUGCUACACUGGAAACGAAUGGAAUACGACGCUUUGCAAAGACAACAAGGCUUGUGCGUCGAAUUGUGCUCUUGAUGGCGCCGACUACAAGGCUACCUACGGCAUCACUGCGAGCGGCAACUCGCUGCAAUUGAAGUUCGUAACCAAGGGGUCCUACUCCACCAACAUCGGCUCUCGUACCUAUAUGAUGAAGGACGACACUACUUAUGAGAUGUUCAAGCUCUCUCCUGACCAGGAGUUCACAUUCGACGUAGAUCUCUCGAACCUCCCCUGCGGUCUCAACGGUGCCCUAUACUUCGUGUCCAUGGACUCUGACGGCGGUCUGAAGAAAUACUCCACCAACAAGGCUGGUGCUAAGUAUGGUACCGGGUACUGCGAUGCGCAAUGCCCGCGUGAUCUCAAGUUCAUCAAUGGCGAGGGCAAUGUUGAGGGCUGGACCCCAUCUACUAACGACGCCAAUGCUGGUGUUGGUGGCCACGGCAGCUGCUGCGCGGAGAUGGAUAUCUGGGAGGCCAAUAGUGUUUCCACUGCCGUGACACCCCACUCCUGCAGCACGAUCGAGCAGAGCCGAUGCGAUGGCGACACAUGUGGUGGAACAUACUCUUCCGAUCGUUAUGCAGGUGUAUGCGACCCCGAUGGUUGCGAUUUCAACUCAUACCGCAUGGGCGUGAAGGAUUUCUACGGAAAGGGCAAGACAGUGGACACCUCUAAGAAAUUCACCGUGGUGACCCAGUUCGUCGGUUCGGGUGCGAGCAUGGAGAUCAAGCGGUUUUAUGUGCAAGGUGGCACGGUGAUUCCCAACUCGCAGUCCACGAUUGCCGGUGUAGAAGGCAACUCUAUCACGACGAAGUUCUGCGACCAGCAGAAGCAGGUCUUCGGCGACACAUACACGUUUAAGGACAAGGGUGGAAUGGCCAGUAUGGCUUCAGCACUCUCGAAGGGCAUGGUGCUAGUCAUGUCGCUGUGGGACGACCACUACUCCAAUAUGCUGUGGCUCGACUCCACAUACCCCACGGAUAAGGACGCGGCGACGCCCGGCAUUGGCCGUGGUGAGUGCGAAACCGGCUCUGGAGUACCUGCCGAUGUUGAGUCGAAGAACGCCGAUGCGUCUGUCAUCUACAGCAACAUCAAGGUUGGCCCGAUCAACUCGACAUUUGGUUAG